UGAUUUGCACUCCGAAACGAACGCACGUCGUUUUUGUCGCGCGCGCGGUCCAAACUGAAACCCAGAACCAAAACCGAGAAACCGAAACCAAAAAACCAACGACUGACAGUGGCUCACACGCAUACACGCACACACACAUACAUACUUAUGGCUGGACAAGUGUCGUGUGCGGGCACUAAAAGUUAUUUCGUGUUAGUUUUACAAAGAAAUUAAUAAAGACAUCAGUGUAUGAGGAGAGGAAGAAAAAGUCUCGUGGGCGAGUUGGACGCAUAAAUAAACAGGAAAAUUGUACUACGAGUGAAAGUGUUUUAACUGCCAGCAGAAUGUGUGCGCUGGAACCUUACACACACACAGACACUCACACACACACAGACAGAAGAGGCACACAACAACAACACAAUCAAAGCGAGCACCACCGACAUUAUCAGCAGCAGCAACAGCAACAGCAACGACUUCACUGCCACCAACAGCAGCAACCAAAGCAACAGGCAGCUCAAUGUGUUGGCCUGGCCAAAAGGACAACAACAACAACAACAGCAACACAUCUGCAGCUUUGGUAUAUUCUACAUGUGAUAUUAGUGCUAAUCGACAUUACCAGCGCGCUGACAAUGACCGAGGUGAAGAUACCCAAUCACAUAAUGCGGCUGAAGAGCGCCCAGCUGGGCUGUCGCUAUGCCCUCGAUGGCGAGUCGCUCUACUCGGUGAAAUGGUAUAAGGAUGGACACGAGAUCUACCGUUAUGUGCCGCGGGACAAGCCACCUGGACAGGCGUUCCCUCUGCCCGGCGUCAACAUCGAUCUCCGCAACUCGUCUGACACUCAGGUGGUGCUGAAGCGCGUUACACUCCAGAGUUCGGGACUCUAUCGAUGCGAAGUGUCGGGAGAGGCGCCCGCCUUCAACACCGUCGCCGAGUCGGAGACAAUGACCGUUGUGGUGACUCCCAAUCAUGGACCCAGGAUAACAGGCGGACAGCCGCGCUAUCAGAUCGGGGACACUGUGCGCGUCAACUGCACCUCGUCACCGUCCAAGCCCGCUUGCCACCUGAGCUGGCUGAUCAAUGGGGAGCCAGCGCAGAAGCAGCAUCUCAAGCAGUUUGACAAAGUUGUGGUCAAUCGAGAUGGCCUCGAGAUGUCUCGCUUGGGCCUCGAGUUCCGUGUGCGUGGCUAUCACUUUAAGCAUGGCGACAUGAAACUCAAGUGUGUGGCAAAGAUCAGUUCCCUCUACUGGCAGAGCAAUGAGGAGAGCGUCGAGAGCGAUCGUCAACAGCGUGCGCCGGCUUUAGAAUCACGUGAAACAGUGGCUGCCAAAUCCAGCACAAUUGGUGCAGCUGCUUCAAGACAACCCUCGCAUCUCAUCUCGCUGCUGCCAACAUUGCUGCUGCUCCUUGGCACCUUGGCUGGAGUCUGGCGUUGGCCCCCCGAAGGCGCUGGCAGUUAACUGACUUCAUCGGCUCGUGCUUAAGCUAAGCUGAACGCCCUUUUCGUGUAGCAAGUGAAAUGAUAGUAAAUGUGCAAUCAAAUGCAUUAAAAUGUUGCACAAAACUAGAAGGGAGCAGCUCUGUCAUAUCUCAAAGAAUGAAAUGAAAAUUCAAGUGUAAAAGCAAACAUAUCCUAUGCCAAAUUUCAUAGAAAAAUCUACAUACACUUAACGUUGAGUACGUUGCGCUAAAAUUAAAUAUACAUACCAUAUAUUUAAAUUCCAUUGAUGUGUGUGUAUGAAUAUUAAAUAUAUGCAGGCAAAUGCAAAACAAAAACUCUUUCAAAAUUACAAAACUAACAAAAAGAAAAUGACAAAAAAAAAUACAUAAAAAUACUAUACAACAAUGUAACUAUUUAAAUAUUUACAUGACGCAGAACUACUCAAUUUGAGCAUUUAAGUAUAUCAUAAGAACUUGUAAAUAUUAAGUGUUAACAAUAAGCCACAAGAAAGAAAACAAAAACCGAUAUGAUAUGAUAUAUGAUAUGACAUGUUAAAACUCAAAAGAAAUUCAAAGAAAUAUUAUGAAAAUUUAAUUUUCAUUUAGUGUAAAAAUAAUCGAUUAGUUAAAAUCUGUAAAAUAUAUUUUUUUAAUGUUUAAAUCAAAUUUAAUCAACUCAACAUAUGACAAAGAUGAGUAAAUUCUAGUAAAUUGUUAUCAUUUUCUCAUCUCUCUAGGUAAAUUCUUGCUCGUAUUUGUAUUAUUUUUACUAAAUUGUAUUUUCGAACUCAUCUCACUAGACAUUUAUCCGCAUUUGGCGCAUAUCAAAUUUAAACAUUUCAAUUGUAUAAAACGCACACACACUUCGAUCUACAUAUUUGAAAACUAAACUUUAAUUAUAAUUACAACCUAAUAGGAUUAAGAAUGCACCCCAAAAAAAAUAGUCAUAUGUUAAGGAGGCCAUAAGUUAAGCCAUAAGAAAAUUGUAAAGCCAGCCCAAUUAGUAAAUCCCAAAUGAAAACAUCAAAGCAGCAAAUCGAUUAGGAAAAGCUAAACAAUUUCUCCUCAAAGUAAAGCUGUAAAUAGCCAAUGAACGAACAGUUAUCAUUAUAGACGAAAACUCCAGUUAAAAAUGUAUAUUUAUGUGUACAUUUGUGUAAAAUCCAAUCAAUGUCAAGUUGCAAGAGUCAGUCCAAUCCACUAUGAAAAUAAUAUGUAAAAGCAAAAUGAUAUAAGUUUUUUUUAAAUCGAUUUCGUAAAUCAUUUUCAUCUUCAAAUGAUUGCUAAAGUUUGUCUGUUGACAAUCAGUUUGAAACUUUUAAAUGUAUGUUCUAUUAUUUUUUUCUUUUAAUAACUUUCUAAAUUGUAAACCUUAGCAAUAUAUGAAUCAUUCACUUUAACGCAAAACCUAUAAAUCACUUUACAGUUUGAGUCGUAUACCCUAAGCUAAGAUAACAAUCAUUUUGCUUAUGUUAAUUUUGUAAGCUUGAGUCACAAAGGCCGACAAAACCAACAACAUCUCACACCCACUUUGAGCCUGCGAAACAAUUUGUACCAGAAACUGAAACCGAAACCGAAAACGAAACGAAAGUCCAAAAAUGGACAUUGACAAAAGAAAUAAGCGAAACACGAAACACCGCAUAAUACAUUCGAGCCAAGACAAACAAAUAAGGCCAACGUGGUUUGGGCCAAAAUGACUCAUAAGGCUAAAGCCUUAGCAUGCCACAGGCUCGACCCGCAAGCAGCCUGACAGCUGCGAGUGUGGCACGUGAGAAAUGCAAUGCAUUGGGAAGGUGGCAUGCAGCAGUUGUUACUGCUUUGUUGUUGUUGUUGCAUUUGCAGCUCAUUUGCAUACAAAGGCGUUCGAUUGUGGCCAAGUGGAACAGUUGCGAAGCACGCAAAACAGCUUAACUCCCUCUUCUUGCCGGGUUACCCACUGCUUGGUCUUAUCACACUCGUAUUUUAGCAUUAGCCGUCCAAAUAGCCCCGGACGGACACAUGCAGCUUGGCAUUGCAACAAUUGAUAUUGGAUAAUGAUAAUGAUAACUUAACUGGCAGAUUGAGGUGAAUGGUGAACAGUGAACGAAAGGUAGACAAAACAUGUUCUUGUAAAUAAAUGCAAAAUGUAAACGAAAUGCGUUAAGCGUUUCGAUGAUAGUCAGUAAGCAACUACGCGUAAAGAAGAGUAAGCAGCGGCAGAAGCAGCUUCUCAACAUAUUCUCCAUUAAAUCUAAGCUAAAAAUUGUGCGUGUUGUAAAUUAACAAAAGAAACUGUAAAAGAGAUUGCAGAAAAGCGACAUUAAUUCACAUCCUCCACGUAUUCUUUGGGCUCAUCAGAAGUUCUGUUCAGUCUUUAACUGUUAUGUUUAAUUGGUUUUGUAUAAGAGACAGUAAAAUGUUUAAGAUUACUUUGUAAAGUAUAAAUCAAAUAAACCAAAAGAAGCAGACAUUUAUUUAAUGAAAUUG
Molecule: messenger RNA, 3882 nt
Organism: Drosophila sulfurigaster albostrigata
Lineage: Eukaryota; Metazoa; Arthropoda; Insecta; Diptera; Drosophilidae
Gene: beat-IIIa
Exons: 7
Coding region: 324-1436 (370 amino acids)
Source: RefSeq, a predicted model, not a curated record